This is a messenger RNA of Malania oleifera, 702 nucleotides long. RefSeq lists its product as uncharacterized. The record is from RefSeq and is a predicted model, not a curated record. Bases 1 to 702 code for a protein of 233 amino acids. NCBI's taxonomy places the organism in Eukaryota, Viridiplantae, Streptophyta, Magnoliopsida, Santalales, Ximeniaceae. The transcript has 3 exons.
AUGGCGACGUCACCUCUAACACAUAUUGACAAUCGAGCAGAUUGGGUUAAUAAACAUGGAUUGGUGAUGUGGCAAGAUUUGGGCCAUUCUGAGAAAGCACAUAUCAGACGGCCUAAAAGUGACCACGUUACGCUUCAGGUCGUGGAUGAGAUUGCACGGAGCUCUGGGGAGCAGGGAGGCCCGUUUGGAACUCAGUGGUGUACCAUAGAGAAGUCCACAAAAAUGAAUCCUCUAGCAUUUUCAAGGGCAGCUGAUCUUGCAGUUGCUGAGAACUGGAUGCAGGAGAUGGAGAAAGUACUGGCAGUGCUUCAUUGCACCGAUGAACAUAGGGUCCUCUAUGCCACGUAUAAGUUGAUAAAAGAGGCUGAGAGAUGGAGGACAAAUACCAGAUUACUGGAGGAGCAGAGGCUCAUACCAGUGGCUAUGACCUUGAUCCAGCAGUAUGCAGCAAAGUUUAUAGAGUUGUCACGAUUUGAUCUAUACAUAGUGCUAGAUGAAGCUAAAAAGGCUAGGAAGUUUGAAAGAGGUAUGAGGCGAGAUAUAUAUAAGCAGGUGGCAGUUCUACAGAUACAUGACUUCUCUGAGUUAGUUGAUAGAGUCACAUUAGCAGAGGAGAGUGAGCAGAUAGAUGUGGGGGUACUGAGCCAGAGGAAGAGACCCACGCCUACAGGUUUUCAAGCGGGUUCUAGUCGGGGCCCAUAG